CAAUAUAACCUCACUGCACAGUCAGCUGAGGGGUCUGGUCAGUGGCCUCAGUCUGAGUUGUAAGGGGAAGUGACAGGCACAAACUCUGCUCUCUGGAUUGUGUUUUCUUCACGUUUGGAUGAACACGAUGAUGAAAGGGGAAGAUUCAGCGGAAGUAGAGAUUGACUUGGAGGACUCCAGUGACCCUGAUGAAUAUGAUAAUGGAGAGGAACCUGAGACGUUGUGGAGGGCCCCUCCUGCUCUGGAAGAAGAGGAAGACAUUCAUACGUCCACACUAGUGGAAAUCAGUGAUACCAAGCCUCUGAUUAAUGUCAGAGACCCCCGUGGUAUCAAUGACUGUCUCAAGGUGACGUUUGAGGAUGUGAUUGCAGAGCCAGUGUCAGUGCGCAGUGGGGACAGAGUGUGGACCUGGAGUAAUGCCCUGUUUGAGGUGUCUAGGGUUUGGAUCUACAGGAUAGUCACAGUGCUUCUGGCCAUUCCCAUUUCAAUUAUCUCUGGUCUCCUCUUUGCCAUCCUCAGCUGCUUCCACAUCUGGAUGGUUGGUCCUUGUAGCCACUGUAUCCUCAUUGGUGCACGUUGGCUGCAGAGCCUAUGGAGCAUUGUGCUGGGUGUCAUUGUGCGUCCCUUCCUCACAAGUGCUGGGAGAUGCUGUGGAGGCUUCAGCAUUCACCUGGCCAAAGAAUGAGACUCACACAUCCAGACUGUUACUGUUCGUUAUGUGCAAUGGUGUUCUAGUGGACUGAGCCGAAGAGGGAAUUGAUAUUUGAUUUUUAAAUUUUUUAUUCCGAAUAAAAUGUUUAUAAUUGCAUGUUUUUCACAUUUAAGAUGCCUUUGGUAAAAGUCCAACAGCACCUGCUGCUCCUUUUAAUGAUUAUACAAGGAUUGUGACAUGUUCAAACAAUAAUAUGGACUUGACAAAGAGACAAAAAGAAAGUGAUAUAUGUCUUGAUUUUAUCCAAAAAGUUGAGUGUUAAUUGCUUUGGUGAGACCAAAAUAGGAUCAGAGUUUAACAUCUGAGAUCCGAUUAAGAAAACGGUUACAUGUGGAUGUGACAGUGAUUAAGUAAAAAAAGUAUUAAAGUGACCCUUCUUUUAAUCAUGCAGUACUUUUUUUAACACUGAUGCCACAGUGGGGUUCUGAUUUUUCUUAUUUAAAGUAAUUUCAGCAUAAUUUGUUAUGCACAUUGAUUGUCAAAUCAUCUUUAUGUCAUAAUAAUUGGGUUUGGGUUUAUAUUAUGUUACAUUUUUAAAAGGCAGUUUAGAAUUUAAGCUAGAGUAACAACAAUCGAUAACUAUAGGAUUUAAUUUGAAUUAUAGAAGUUACCGAUUUCAAACCUUAGAAUAUUUCACUUCAGCAGAAAAGAACAAACACUUGUAUUACAUUCAUUCUUAAAGGAUGCAAUGUCAAUAAAAUAUGGAUGACAUAAUUUUGAUUAAAACAGAUUACAUCAUUACAUUACAAUAUAAUUACCCUUAUGAUCUACAUAUAUGGUGAGAUUCUCAACAUAGAUCAUACGCUUAUUUACUGACUUUUGUGCAGUAUGACAGCUUAGGGCUGUUUGUGUGUGUGUGUGUGUGUGUGCGCGUGUGUGUGCCUGUGUGCGUCUGUGUGUCCGUGUCCAUGCCUAUACUUGAUGUGGUAUGUCAGCAGUGCCUUUAAAAGUUUGAGAUAGUCAUUGCUGGCAUCUUCCUACUGGCAUUCCUAGAUUGGAAAAACGCUAAGAGUGGCAUUUCAGUUCAUAAACUGCCACUCCCUUCCUCUGCCCUCCAUGGCUCUGGCUAUAGCCAUACACCGGCCUCUCAUUUUAGCCUCUCUUGCUUCAUUAUCUCAGCUUCAGUCUACUCCUUCAGUCAGAGAGCUGGACCAUGGCUGAAAUUAACAUUGACCAGUAGAAUCUGAUCAGAGGGACAGACACACCAAGGAGAUGUAACUUUUAAGAUUACUGAAGCCUUGAAAGUAUGUAUGUGUCCUAUAGAUGCCACAUAAAAUAGCCAUUAACAUGAUAUAACUCUCUGCUGGAGAUAUCUGAACAUCACUCAAAAUAAAUAUACAAAGGUAUUUUUUUUUACACAGUGAAAUCUUUCACUAACAUUGGGUUGGUGAAGCAAGGGCCUCAGAUAAUUUGGCCUAACAUUUGGUUGAUUUGACUAUGCACUUGCACAGCAGAUUGUAAAGUAUUAAGCUUUUGCUCAAAUUGGGUGGUGUGAGGGUGGUUUUACACAAGGAGGUGUAAAUGCUUUACAUCUGCUUUACUCUGGCAUGAAGACCCAUUUCUGGAAAUUUUACUGACUUUUAGAAUAUCAAUUAAACAUCAGGCCGAAAAGAUGCAAGAUUUAUAGUUGUCAUUUUCUGUUUGUUGGUCUAAAUUUUGAGCUGAUCUAGUGUAUAAUACUGGAUUGAAUUACAAUUAUGUUGUCCUUUUUUUAGAAUGAUACAGUAAAAUCUGAAAAUUGUCUUUCCAUUAAUUUCACUUUUACUCAAUGUUGAUGUGGGCCUUUGAAUAAAUAAACUUUUAAGUACAA
Molecule: messenger RNA, 2522 nt
Organism: Perca flavescens (yellow perch)
Lineage: Eukaryota; Metazoa; Chordata; Actinopteri; Perciformes; Percidae
Gene: cav4a
Product: caveolin 4a
Exons: 3
Coding region: 119-685 (188 amino acids)
Biological process (GO): cell differentiation; regulation of cytosolic calcium ion concentration; caveola assembly
Cellular component (GO): sarcolemma; focal adhesion; caveola
Molecular function (GO): molecular adaptor activity
Source: RefSeq, a predicted model, not a curated record